This is a messenger RNA of Emys orbicularis (European pond turtle), 270 nucleotides long. RefSeq names its product C-C motif chemokine 4-like. Gene Ontology annotation, cellular component: extracellular region. The transcript is spliced from 3 exons. The record is from RefSeq and is a predicted model, not a curated record. Bases 1 to 270 code for a protein of 89 amino acids. Gene Ontology annotation, molecular function: chemokine activity. Gene Ontology annotation, biological process: immune response. NCBI's taxonomy places the organism in Eukaryota, Metazoa, Chordata, Testudines, Emydidae.
AUGAAGGUGUCCGUGGCUGCCCUCGCCGUUCUCACCAGCGCUGCCUUCUGGUCCCUGGCCUCCUCUGGCCCACGGGGACCGGACAUGCCCAUCUCCUGCUGCUUCUCCCACACGGCCCGCCAGAUCCCGCGCAGCAUGGUGGUGGAUUACUAUGACACCAGCAGCAAGUGCUCCUUACCCGCUAUAGUGUUUAUUACGAAGAAAGGCCGGUCCGUCUGUGCCAACCCCAGCAACUCCUGGGUCCAAGCCUAUGUGACCACCUGGAUCUGA